This is a messenger RNA of Cydia splendana, 1597 nucleotides long. RefSeq names its product EGFR adapter protein-like. The coding region runs from base 127 to 1509 and encodes 460 amino acids. The record is from RefSeq and is a predicted model, not a curated record. NCBI's taxonomy places the organism in Eukaryota, Metazoa, Arthropoda, Insecta, Lepidoptera, Tortricidae. The transcript has 11 exons.
UCGCAAAAACUAGUGUCCCGGUAUUUUUGUGAUUGUGUUGUGCCUUUGUGAACCUUAUUGGAAUGUGAUAGGGCUCGUUGAUGGUCAGUGAGUGAUUGUGUUGUGACAGUGCUGGGAUGACGGAGUAUGCUGGCUGUGCGCAAUGCCGAGUACCUGGGUUCAUUCCCGGCGUGCGGCGGCGAGCGCGCGCUCUCCGACCAGCUGCUGCUCAUGAAGGAUAGCGAAUGUGCGGUUCCGGUUCUGAUCGUGGUUGCGCCGUCGGGGGUCAAAGUAUGCGACCCCGAAGAUCAGAGUGUGCGCAUGUAUCACGCGCUGCGCCGCAUCUCGUUCGCGACGUGUGAGAGUGCGCGUUCGCUGUUCGCGUUCGUGGCGCGCGAGCGCGCCGUACCGCGUGCCGAACCGUUCGCAGAACACGCCGAGCCCGCGCCGAGGCACUACUGCCACGCCUUCAGGACUGAGACGCCAGAAAAGGCAGAAGAACUGAACUCGCUGGUGGGAGAUGCGUUCCGAAUGGCGUUCGCGUCGCAGCUUCAGCCCUCCGCGCCGCUUUGGAGCGCGGAGCUGAGCGGCGGCGAGUGCGUGCGCGCACCCGACUCGCUGCCCGGCCUCACACACCACUACCCGCGCUCCAGAGACAGAUCGCCAUCGAAAUGCGACAUAAUGGGCAUGCAGCACGAGGCCAGCCCCACCAGCUCGGAGGAGUCCAACUCCCCCACGGAGAUCAACUGCUACCGCCGCCUGGGGGAGCGCGCGCCGCUCAUGAAGAGACUCAUGGGGCUAAGCGGAGCGCUGCUGCAGCCGUCGGAUGAUGACUCCACUCCGCUAGUUGCUGACACUCCAACCACCCCAACCAACUUGCCGCUAUGCAUGAACGGCUACGUGAACGAGGCCUCAGAGGCCGAAGCCCGGAGCCGCGACACUCGCGAGUCCAACCGGGAGCUCACGCCAAGACAUGAUAGUCUGCAGAACCUUGAGGAGUUUACCAAGACUAAUCAUAUCAAGAACGGGAGCGGUUCAGCAGGUUGCAGCGCAGCGACGUCAUCAUCAUCAGGAGCGUCAUCAUGUGGUGGGUCACAUGGGUCCGGGAACAACAACGUGCCGAGAGCGGAGCCUGAGCUGCGACAUGCGCCGUGGUUCCAAGCAGGGAUCCCUAGAGAGAUAGCGUUAGAAAUACUAAGCAAUCAGCCAGUAGGCGCGUUCAUGGUGCGCUGUAGCACCACGCAGACCGGCUGCUUCGCGCUGUCAGUGCGUGUCCCGCGCGACUUUCAGCCCUCGGGCAUCGCGCACUACCUCAUCUUAAGGACGCCUAAAGGGUACAAAAUCAAGGGCUUCACAAAAGAGUUCACCUCUCUAUCAGCACUAGUGACGCACCACAGCGUAAUGCCCGAGCUGCUGCCGUGCCCGCUGCGUCUCGCGCGCCGCGCCGCGCCGCCCCGCGCGCCCCGCGACCUCGACGAGCCGCCGCACACGCCGCGACAUCUACCGUUCCGGCCGCAGCUUGAUGUAUAGCACACUGUUGAUCUCCUAGCUAAGACGCUGGAGUAUCUAUAGAGAUCUGAUCUAAAGUCAAAGUUUGAUGGACUUAAUAGUCAAACAC